GCGCGGGAGUCGGCGCGGCGUUCGAACGGGUGCUUAGCGGUGUUGCCAUGGGGAUGCGGCCUCGCCUUCUCCGUGGAUCGGUUUGUUGACGUACCGCAGAGUCACCAGGGGCAGUGCCCCGGGGUGUCAGAGCAGCUAGAGUCAAAGGUUCGGAUGCCUCAGCAGCUGCAAAGGCAAGCCUGGGUUCUUGAAGGUCACAUCAGUGGAGCAUAAAUUCUGGCCUGCCCCACCAGAAUGAAAAGGCUUUGAGCAUAUGAGUCUGGACCUGGACUUCGCAGUGGAUUCUGUAUCUCUUUGAGAAUCAGCCUUGGUGGGUUGAAAGAGGUCUGUCACCAGAUAGUUGGCCACCAGGGGAAACAGUUGGACCACAUGCCUUGACAUUCAGUUGAACAUCUAAAAUUAGGCAUGUUACAUUCAGUUGCUGAGGGGACAGUUUCAGUACUUCAUGGCAUUCAUUGGAUAGAACUUGCAAGUGCAAGUAUUCAGAAACAAUUAAAAUCUAUCAACCUACAGUAAUGGCAUCAUGCUUGUAUGAAUGUCUUUGUGAGGCAGAACUUGGAAAAUAUUACCCUCAUUUUUCUGCCUUUGGCCUUCAGAAAAUAGAUGAAUUAGCUAAAGUCACAAUGAAAGACUACUCCAAAUUGGGAGUCCACAAUAUGAAUGACCGUAAGCGACUCUUCCAGCUCAUUAAAAUCAUUCAGAUCAUGCAGGAAGAAGAUAAAACCACUAACAACACCCAGCAAGAUCUUCCAACAAGUAACCUCCAUGUCCACCCUCAAAGAGCCAGAUCAGGACCUCGAAGGCAACUGUGCUUUGAUGCUCUUGUUGACAAACAAGAACAAACACCUGAGGAUUUUGCAUUUGACACAUGUAGUCUGUCAGACUUCUGUUCAGCUGAACACAAACCCAAUUUAGUAGAUAUGCUGGAGCAUAUUCUGCCAGGUGAUACCCAGUACAAUAAAAAGCCAAGAACUCCUAAUGCUUCAGUUGCUGAUACAAGUGUGCAAACAGAAACAAACAGUACAGCAUUGUUUUCAUCAAAUAACCUUUCUCCACUUUUGGGGGAUAUUGAGGUCCCUACCAUACAAAGAGUCCCUCACAUUUCUGGAUAUAAUUAUGGAGUCCCUCAUUCUUGUGUCAGAGAGAAUAUCUCAGAGAAGGAUAAUGUUUGGACUGAAACUGAGAAAAUCAGAGUAUGUGUAAGGAAACGCCCUCUGGGCUUAAGGGAAGAAAGACGUGGAGAAAUUAACAUUAUUACAGUAGAAGAUAAAGAAACUUUACUUGUGUAUGAAAAGAAAGAGGCGGUUGACCUUACCCAGUAUAUUUUGCAGCAUGUUUUUUAUUUUGAUGAAGUCUUUGGUGAGAUGUCUACCAAUCAAGAUGUAUAUAUGAAGACUACUCACCCACUCAUUCAGCAUAUUUUUAAAGGAGGAAAUGCCACUUGCUUUGCAUAUGGACAGACAGGAGCUGGAAAGACUUAUACCAUGAUAGGGACUCAUCAAAACCCAGGGCUCUAUGCUCUCGCUGCUGAAGACAUCUUUAGGCAAAUAGACCUAGCCCAGCCAAGGAGAGACCUCUCUGUGUGGAUUAGUUUUUACGAGAUCUACUGUGGACAGCUUUAUGAUCUUCUAAAUGGAAGGAAAAGACUUUUUGCAAGAGAAGAUAGUAAGCAUGUUGUACAGAUAGUGGGAUUGCAGGAACUUCCAGUCGAUAGUGUGGAUCUCCUUUUAGAGGUUAUUUUGAAGGGUGGCAAGGAACGUAGCACUGGUGCUACUGGAGUCAAUUCAGAUUCCUCCCGUUCCCAUGCUAUCAUCCAAAUUCAGAUAAAAGAUUCAGCCAAGAGAACCUUUGGAAGGAUAUCUUUCAUUGACUUGGCUGGAAGUGAGAGAGCAGCUGAUGCCAGAGAUUCAGAUAAACAAACAAAAAUUGAAGGUGCAGAAAUAAACCAGAGCCUUCUAGCCCUAAAAGAAUGCAUCCGUGCAUUGGACCAGGAACAUGCUCAUACUCCCUUCAGACAAAGCAAAUUAACUCAGGUACUGAAAGAUUCUUUCAUUGGUAAUUCCAAAACCUGCAUGAUUGCUAAUGUAUCGCCUAGCCAUAUGGCUACAGAGCAUACCUUGAACACUUUACGUUAUGCUGACAGGGUGAAAGAACUAAAAAAAGGAAUUAAAUGCUAUACCCCAGUUAUCAGUCGAAAUCAGUCAUCUGGACAUGUGUCUCCAAAACGGAUUCAGUGUUCACCAUCAGUACUGCCAGCAGACAAGUGCUCUCCCAAAAAAGUGAAGUUGGGAUUUCAGCAACCUCUCACAUCGGCCUUUAGCACUACACGAGAGAAGUGCUAUCCUUUAGCUUUUCAUUCAGCCAAUGUCCCUUUUUCUUCUACUCCCAAAGUCACGGGCAAAGGGAAUAUCUCCAAAGGAAAUCUUAGCCAUGUAUGCAUCACCCCCAAUACUCCUUUUAAAGAACCUGCAAAGGCAGGGUCUCCUGCAAAGAAGAAGACAGAAGAUUCUACAUUGGGUUUCAAGAAGCUCUGUCCUGGCAAGGACCUUGCUGGCAAUCCAAACACAGCUACAGUGCUAGGAAACAGGGGCGUGGGUCUCAGGAGGACCUAUGCACCACGCCAGUGCAAAAAAGUACCAGCAGUGCAGCCAGUGCAGAAGCAACUUGUAUCCCGCGAUGAGUUCUCUUUUGGUGAGCCCCAUCAUGGAGGGCAGUGUAGUCAGACCUGUGAGAAGGUGCUGACUAAAUGCUGCUCCGAAGCUUGGACCACUAUACCUCCUCAUCAGAAAGACAGGGAAGCACAUUUGCGUUUUUACCACCAGCAGUUUCAGCAACCGCCUCUUCUCCAACAGAAGUUAAACUACCAGCCACUGGAACGGUUUUUAUGUCAAUACAAUCCCCAAGAUAUUAGAGUCCAGCAAGAUACACCUCCCCUGCAUCCUCCUUACUCCCCAAACCAAGAUGUCGCUCAACUGGAAGACCUGGAUGACAGUGAUUUCAGUGAAGAUUCUUUUUCACCUAUUUCUAACCAAAGGACAGCCAAGAGAAGAAAUACCCAGGAAUACAGUAAAGAUUCAUUCUUCCUUCAUAAGAGAGAAGAACAAGGAACUGAAGAUCAGAAAGCUGAAAGUGAGCAGAGUUUGUUUUCUAACUGCAGGAUAAAUACUCAGGAGAAUGAUCUGAAUGAGCACUGGGUUUAUGCCAGGAAUCCAGCCUGUUUAAACACAGCAGAGCUGAAUAGAGGGCACUACAACAAAACCCCUUCUGAUUGGAGCAUAAGGGAUGACAUGACUUCCUUAGACUCCUCUCCGAGUGACAAUGUACCAGAACAACCUUACUGCUCACAGGUGGAUUUUGUUCAUAACAGGAGGAGGAGUAACCGAGCGUUUAAUCGGAAACAUGUCCCUUUCAAAGAUGAACCCUGUCUCCAGGCUGAUGCCACCUCAUCACCACCAGAAAAGGACACAUCCACAUUCUCAUCGUUAAACCUUGCAGAUCAUGAGUCUUCAAAUCAAAGAGAUUCAGUCAUCUUACCGCAGGAAGAAAGCAAUAAUAGCAGCCAAAUUCAGCCGAUGAAGAGAAGUAACACUCCUGCCGAAGGAGACUUUGGUGAAAUAUCAGGGACAUCAGCAGAGUCAGCUUCCUGGCCAAUGGCCCCUCUCACAAUGUCUCUUCUUGAGAGCACAGACAAAGAAGCUUCUAAUGAACCCUUUCUUAACCAGAUUUCAAGAUCUCCUCAGAGAAGGAAAUGGGUACUGGAUAUGAGGACACCAAAUUCUGGAAAGUGUGACGAGGUCAGAAUGUUCAAUACAACCAAAGACCUCACAGCAGAAAAUACCAUUAUGCCCCCGGGUCUGGACAAACCAGCAUUGGCUUCUGACAGCAAGUCAGCUCUGCUGCUGUCUCUACAAUCAGAGGACCAGUGGCUUUUGUCAGCCUGUGCUGCUGCUGAGCCUGCUGGUGAUCUCCCAAACCUAUCUUUCUCAGCAGUCCAUCAGGGCUCAGUUAAUGAUCUCUCAGUAAGUGAAGCCAAUGUAGAAGAGUCCUUGGAGAGCCAAGUGGGAACAGUGGCCUUCAGAAACACAAAAUGCCAAGACUAUGUAAACAGCAAGCAUUAUGAUGCAGAUACAGAAGAGACCGUGCUGAGCUGGGAUAUGGACUCCCCAGAAAAGCCUGACCCUAACAAAGAAAGUCUAGGAGUCAGCACUGGGCCAGCUUCUCCCAUGGUUCCUGUAGAUGUGCUUGAGAAAGAGUUUUCGAGCAGCCCAGAGGCUCUUACAAAAACCAGAAGCAUUUGUUCCCCUGUCCAGUCCCUAGACCAAGAGAACAAGCCUCAGAAAUCUGAAAGCCCCUUCAAGUUGUCUUUCCGUAGUGAGGAAAUUGGGCAGCUAAAACAUAGACUGAUGCAGAGCAUCUUUACACAGGCAGGCCUUCUUGGGGAACGUGCCACAGGCUCUCUGACUGCUGAGCCCAUGAAUUCUUUGGCAAAUCAGACUUCAGAAAACCAGUCUACCCCUGGCAGUCAAAGUAGCCUAUUCCAGCUUGUGCAAGAGAGGCGUGAGGAAACCCUGAAACAAGCACAGCGGGUUGUCAUUCAAGCCCACCAGGAACAGCUGGACAAAAUGGCAGAAUUGGAUUUCAAGGAGGAGAGUUUGAUUAAUCAAAUGUCAGCAGCUCAUUUUGAAGACUUUGUGACCCAGCUAGAUGAAAUCAUGAUCCUGAAGUCCAAGUGCAUCCAGAGCCUCCGAGGCCAACUACAGCUCUACCUUGCCUGCUGCAGGACACCAGCUGAAAUUCUGCCUAGGUCCAUAGCCAUGGAAAUUUAGCCAAUAGUUGCCAUGCGAAUAAUACCUACCUCCAUUUACCUGCAAAGAGAAAGGAGGAAAAAGCCACCCUCUCCUUCUAUACCAAAUUGAGGUAAAGCUUGGAGCUCUUUUUUGGGGGGUGGGGGUUAGAGGGUGUUUUUCUUCAUGCAGAGUUCUUAGGUCACUUGUUUGCAAAAUAGCUACUCUCAAUGUGAUGCAAACUCCAGAGGGCAGCACCAGCUAGGCAGGUAGUCGGUUGCUUUGUUCUCUUCAAGGCUGUCAAAAUUACCCACAAAAAUGACAGUGAACUGGGUAGGACUGGAAGCCGGGGCGGGGGGGGGAAACAGGGACGGACGGGGACAUAAUCACACUUUACAGUCAAGAAUGAACAACUACAGGGAUGCUAAACCCUAGCUAGUUAAAAGAGAAAAACGACACAUAAAUGUGGGGGUGGUGGGGGGGGGUUGCACAGCAGAGAGUGAACAGAAUCAAACAACAGCACAGUUCUUUCCAUCAGACCUACAGGUAAAAAAGCCCUCCCACCAGCCUAAGGAAAUUCAAUUCAACCAAAAAACCUUUUAAACUUUUAUUAGUAGUUGUUUCUGAAGAAUCAAAAUAGUUAGCAAAUUACUUUAGAUUCAUCAAGACUAUUUUUUUGAAUUUAGAGCUUUAACAAUGUACAACAUAAUACAAAACAAACCAAAGAGACUGAUUUCUAUUACUAGAUGUUACCAAAUGUGAAUCUAUUCCCCAAGAAUGAUGUGGAAAGUAAAACUGAAACAAAACUGUGAAUUAGGGCUGGGCUAACGGGAUUGUAGACUCAUUCCCCCAACCCCAUUUGAAAGUGCUUCCAAAGAAAUUCCUGUUUCACACUGAAUACUAAAGUGUCAACUGAACAGUUUCCUAGAACUGGGGACUUAAAGCCUGGGCAAGGUUGUCAAGGGCUGGAGUCAGAUGCCCUGCUCCAACAAGAUCCAGGAUUUAGCCAAGACUUGAGUGUGGGUAAGCACAAUGGCUGCCUGGCAGAAGAGGCAAAACAGAGCCCAAACUCAAUGGCAUUCUUCAUGCCUUUAAAAGUUUAGGAACCAGUGUUACACUAAGUUAGAAUCUAAUAUGGAGUUCAUUUUUAAGAGGGAAAAAAAAGUAAAAUCAAAUAAACA
Phascolarctos cinereus (koala) is the source of this 5965-nucleotide messenger RNA. NCBI's taxonomy places the organism in Eukaryota, Metazoa, Chordata, Mammalia, Diprotodontia, Phascolarctidae. The record is from RefSeq and is a predicted model, not a curated record.